GGUAUUUCCUGUUUGGUCCCUGUGUUUUGCUGCGCCUUUUACUUUCUGUUGCAUGUCCUGUUAGCACACCUGUUCCUUGUUUAAUUUACUUGUAGUUAGUUCCACCCGAGUCUCUCCUUCAGGGUCGGAUCGUUCUUGCUCUUCCUUUCAAGAUCAACACCUCCUUUUGUGGCAGCAGAGAGGAGGAGGAGGAGGAGGAGCAGCAGCGUGCAAAUAAGUGAGGCGGGACGUGCGGCAUGAAUGAAUGAAUGCAUGAAUAAGACACGCAGCCAGCAUCCGACAUAAAGCAUCACUGGACGAGAAGGAGGUUGACCAACUUCUCGGUUUAUGGCCACACCCUUCUACUGUCCAGCUUGUUGUGCACAAAGAGGAUAUACGCGGAAGAAGUCAUCACCCGUGCCUUGCUGACCACCUUCAGCAUCCAUCAUGGCCUGGAUCGCCUUGCUGUGCACUGUGGCCCUCAGUAACGUGGCCCCGUCCUCGCAAGCCCUGAGCCGCUCGAUGAUGCCCUUUGGCUUGAUGCGGCGGGAGCUGGCGUGCGAAGGCUACCCCAUCGAGCUGCGCUGCCCCGGCAGCGACGUCAUCAUGAUCGAGACGGCCAACUACGGACGCACCGACGACAAGAUCUGCGACGCCGACCCCUUCCAGAUGGAGAACGUGCAGUGUUACCUUCCUGACGCCGUCAAGAUCAUGUCUCAGAGGUGUAACAACCGCACCCAGUGUGUGGUGGUGGCAGGCUCCGACGUCUUCCCAGACCCAUGCCCUGGGACUUACAAGUACUUGGAGAUCCAGUAUGAGUGUGUACCUUACAUCUUUGUGUGUCCGGGGACGCUGCUCCGAGUGCAGGCGCCCAGCUCUUUGCAGGAGGCGGAGCACCAGGCGGGGGCGUGGUGCAAGGACCCGCUUCAGUCCGGGGACCGCUUCUACGUCAUGCCCUGGACCCCCUACCGCACCGACAUGCUGUUUGAGUACGCCUCCUGGGAGGACUUCAAACAGAGCCGAGUCACCACCACCUACAAGUUGCCAAACCGAGUGGACGGCACGGGCUUCGUGGUGUACGACGGCGCCGUGUUCUACAACAAGGAGCGCACGCGCAACAUCGUCAAGUACGACCUGCGCACGCGCAUCAAGAGCGGCGAGGCCAUCGUCUCCAACGCCAACUACCACGACACCUCGCCGUAUCGCUGGGGCGGCAAGUCCGACAUCGACCUGGCGGUGGACGAGAACGGCCUGUGGGUGAUCUACGCCACCGAGUCCAACAACGGGCGGCUGGUGGUCAGCCAGGUAAAUCCGUACACGCUGCGCUUCGAGGGCACCUGGGAGACGAGCUUCGACAAGCGGCUGGCGUCCAACGCCUUCAUGGCGUGCGGCGUGCUCUACGCCGUGCGCUCGGUCUACCAGGACGACGACAGCGAGGCGGGCGGAGACCUGCUGAUGUACGCCUACAACACCAACCACGGCCGCGAGGAGGCCGUCAACAUCGCCUUCCCCAACCCGUACCAGUACAUCUCCUCGGUGGACUACAACCCCCGGGACAACCAGCUCUACGUGUGGAACAACUACAACGUGCUGCGCUACCCGCUGGAGUUCGGACCGCCGGACCUCACCACGGGUCCUCUGACCACCACACAAGUGACCACCACUCUCCCGGCUCGGUCCUUCACCUCCAGCACCAGCCCCUCCACAACUCGCCCCGUGGCCCCCACGCUCCGCCCGGUCAGCUCUGUCAACAACAACAACCACCACCACCAGCACCCCAGCCCCGACCUUCGAGCCAUCACGGCCACCGUGCCCAUCACCCGCUGGACCCCCCAGUCCUCGCAGGGCCCCCACGCCUGCGAAACCAAGCUGGUGCGCGGCGUCCAGUGGCCCACCACCCUGAGAGGGGAGACGGUGGACCGGCCGUGUCCCAAAGGAUCUCUCGGCAUCGCUUCCUUCCAGUGUUUGGCCGAGAAGGUGGCGUGGAACCCGCGUGGUCCUGACCUCAGCAACUGCACUUCCCCGUGGGUCAACCAGGUGGCCCAGAAGAUAAAGAGCGGAGAAAACGCCGCCAACAUCGCCAUGGAGCUGGCCAACCACACGCGAGGGCGGGUCCAGGCGGGGGACAUCAGCUCGUCGGUGCGACUGAUCGAGCAGCUGCUGGACAUCCUGGACGCCCAGCUGCAGUCCCUCAGGCCCGGCAACAAGGAGUCGGCGACACGCAACUACAACAAGGUGCGCACACGCUGCAAAAAGUCAGUGUUCAAAAACUAAGAAAAAAAAAAUACAAAAAUGAGGGGUAUUUUAAUUGAACUUAGCAAAAUGAUCUGCCAAUAGAACAAGAAAAUUUGGCUUGUCAAGACUUUCCAAAACAAGUCAAAUUAGCUAACCUCAAUGAACCCCAAAAUAGCUUAAAAUAAGUAUAUUCUCACUAAUAACAAGUGCACUUUUCUUGGUAGAAAAAACA
Entelurus aequoreus (snake pipefish) is the source of this 2446-nucleotide messenger RNA. RefSeq names its product adhesion G protein-coupled receptor L1-like. Gene Ontology annotation, biological process: signal transduction. Gene Ontology annotation, cellular component: membrane. The transcript is spliced from 12 exons. The coding region runs from base 427 to 2253 and encodes 608 amino acids. The record is from RefSeq and is a predicted model, not a curated record. NCBI's taxonomy places the organism in Eukaryota, Metazoa, Chordata, Actinopteri, Syngnathiformes, Syngnathidae. Gene Ontology annotation, molecular function: carbohydrate binding; G protein-coupled receptor activity.